AUGCUUACAAGGAACUGCUUAUCCCUGCUUCUCUGGGUCCUGUUUGAUGGAGGUCUCUUAACACCACUUCAGCCACAGCUACAACGAACUUUAGCCACACAACCAAGAGAAAAUGUUAUCCGCCUGCCAGUGCAGCGAUCACAUUUCCAACGAGUUAAACGUGGAUGGGUAUGGAAUCAGUUUUUUGUGCUGGAGGAAUACAUGGGCUCUGAACCUCAGUAUGUGGGAAAGCUCCAUUCUGACUUAGAUAAGGGAGAGGGCACUGUUAAAUACACCCUCUCAGGAGAUGGCGCUGGCACUGUGUUUACCAUUGAUGAAACUACUGGGGACAUUCAUGCGAUAAGGAGUCUGGACAGAGAGGAAAAACCUUUCUACACGCUUCGUGCUCAGGCUGUGGACAUAGAAACCAGGCGGCCCCUGGAACCCGAAUCAGAAUUCAUCAUCAAAGUGCAGGAUAUUAAUGAUAAUGAGCCCAAGUUUUUGGACGGACCAUAUGUUGCCAGUGUCCCAGAAAUGUCUCCUGUGGGUGCAUAUGUGCUCCAGGUCCAGGCCACGGAUGCAGAUGACCCAACCUAUGGAAACAGUGCUAGAGUCGUUUACAGCAUUCUUCAGGGACAACCUUAUUUCUCUAUUGAUCCCAAGACAGGUGUCAUUAGAACAGCUUUGCCAAACAUGGACAGGGAAGUCAAAGAACAAUACCAAGUCCUCAUCCAAGCCAAGGAUAUGGGCGGACAACUGGGAGGGUUAGCCGGAACGACAAUCGUCAACAUCACCCUCACUGAUGUCAAUGACAAUCCUCCUCGAUUCCCCAAAAGCAUCUUCCAUCUGAAAGUUCCUGAAUCUUCUCCUAUUGGCUCAGCUAUUGGAAGGAUAAGAGCUGUGGAUCCAGAUUUUGGACAAAAUGCAGAAAUUGAAUAUAAUAUUGUUCCAGGAGACGGGGGAAAUUUGUUUGACAUUGUCACAGAUGAGGAUACACAAGAAGGAGUCAUCAAAUUGAAAAAGCCGUUAGAUUUUGAAACAAAGAAGGCAUAUACUUUUAAAGUAGAAGCCUCCAACCUUCACCUUGACCACCGGUUUCACUCCGUGGGCCCUUUCAAGGACACGGCCACGGUGAAGAUCAGCGUGCUGGACGUGGAAGAGCCGCCGGUGUUCAGCAAGCCCGUGUACACCAUGGAGGUGUAUGAAGACACUCCGGUUGGGACCAUCAUCGGGGCCGUCACUGCGCAAGACCUCGAUGUGGGCAGCAGUGCUGUUAGGUACUUCAUAGAUUGGAAGAGUGAUGGGGACAGCUACUUUACAAUAGAUGGAACUGAAGGAACCAUCGCCACUAAUGAAUUGCUAGACAGAGAAAUCACUGCGCAGUAUAAUUUCUCCAUAAUUGCGCGUAAAGUUAGUAAUACAUUAUUAACCAGCAAAGUCAACAUAUUGAUUAAUGUCCUAGAUGUCAAUGAAUUUCCACCAGAAAUAGCUGUGCCAUAUGAAACGUCUGUGUGUGAAAAUGCCAAACCAGGACAGAUCAUUCAGAUAGUCAGCGCUGCAGACCGCGAUCUUUCCCCUGCUGGGCAGCAGUUCUCCUUCAGACUGUCACCUGAAGCUGCCAUCAAACCAAAUUUUACAGUCCGUGACUUCAGAAACAACACAGCUGGAAUUGAAACCAGAAGAAAUGGAUACAGCCGGAGGCAGCAAGAGUUGUAUUUCCUCCCUAUUGUCGUAGAAGACAGCAGCUAUCCUGUCCAGAGCAGCACAAACACCAUGACUAUUCGAGUUUGUAGAUGUGACUCUGAUGGUACCAUCCUGUCUUGUAAUGUGGAAGCAAUUUUUCUACCUGUAGGACUCAGCACGGGGGCUUUGAUUGCAAUCCUACUGUGCAUUGUUAUACUCUUAGCCAUAGUUGUGCUGUAUGUUGCUCUGCGAAGGCAGAAGAAGAAAGACACCCUGAUGACCUCUAAAGAAGACAUCAGAGACAAUGUCAUCCACUAUGACGAUGAAGGAGGUGGGGAAGAGGACACCCAGGCUUUCGACAUCGGUGCUCUGAGAAAUCCAAAAGUGAUUGAAGAGAACAAAAUUCGCAGGGAUAUAAAACCAGACUCUCUCUGUUUACCUCGGCAGAGACCACCAGUGGAAGAUAACACAGACAUAAGGGAUUUCAUUAAUCAAAGGCUACAGGAGAAUGAUGUAGACCCUACCGCCCCACCGUACGACUCAUUAGCAACAUAUGCCUACGAAGGAAAUGGAUCAGUCGCAGACUCCCUUAGCUCUAUAGACUCUCUCACGACGACGGAGGCUGACCAGGACUACGACUAUCUGACAGACUGGGGACCUCGCUUUAAAGUCUUGGCAGACAUGUUUGGCGAAGAAGAGAGUUAUAACCCUGAUAAAGUCACUUAGGGGAGAAGCAAAGACUAAACCAAGAGGAAGAAUUUAAGAAAAAGAAACACAAAUAGAAAUAUCACACACAUACACACACACCACAGGCUUUA
Messenger RNA from Pteronotus mesoamericanus, 2480 nucleotides. It is a transcript of the gene CDH12, whose product is annotated as cadherin 12. The transcript is spliced from 11 exons. NCBI's taxonomy places the organism in Eukaryota, Metazoa, Chordata, Mammalia, Chiroptera, Mormoopidae. Gene Ontology annotation, molecular function: cadherin binding; calcium ion binding. Gene Ontology annotation, cellular component: plasma membrane; adherens junction; catenin complex. Bases 1 to 2388 code for a protein of 795 amino acids. The record is from RefSeq and is a predicted model, not a curated record. Gene Ontology annotation, biological process: cell-cell junction assembly; calcium-dependent cell-cell adhesion; homophilic cell-cell adhesion.